Molecule: messenger RNA, 189 nt
Organism: Coniosporium apollinis CBS 100218
Lineage: Eukaryota; Fungi; Ascomycota; Dothideomycetes
Exons: 4
Coding region: 1-189 (62 amino acids)
Source: RefSeq, a predicted model, not a curated record
AUGGCUCGCGGAAAUCAGCGUGACAAGGCGCGGGAGAAGAACUUGAAGGAGCAGGCUGGGAAGAAAAACAAGAAUCAGCAAUCCGGCACCGAGUUCCAGCGGACGAAGGAGGACCAAGCUGCUAUCAUGCGUGCUAAGCAGGCCGCAGCCGAAGCCAAGAGGGCCGCAGAAGGCGCCACCAAGAAGUAA